AUGAAUGUGCUGAAGAUAAACAUUGAUGCGGCGGUUUGCAGGAGCUCAAAUUCUAUUGGCACAGGGGCAGUGGCUCGAAGGGAUAAUGGUCAGGUUAUUGGUAUUUUUCUAGCUAUUCAUGAGGGGAUCAACUCUUCCAGAAUUGCUGAAGCUUUUGCCAUUCGCAAUGGGUUAAAACUGGGGACUGCUCUAAAGUAUCUUAAGGUGCAUAUUGAAUCGGACGCGGAGGCGAUUGUGAGGAGUUGUAGUGAUGAUCAAAAUCCUCCCUCCGAUAUAGCAGUAGUUAUCCAUGAUUGUUUAGUCUUGAAGAAUUCUUUCACUUCCUGUGUUUUUGGCUUUGUUAAGCGUGAAUGUAAUAGGGCUGCGCACUGUUGUGCUCAAAAAGCCCUUUCCAAUGGCAUGUCUGGUCUGUGGACAUCCAUUUUACCCCAUGGAGUUCUCAUCUCUCUGAUGUUUGGGCUUUGCCUAUCAGAUGAAUAA
Rhododendron vialii is the source of this 480-nucleotide messenger RNA. RefSeq lists its product as uncharacterized. The coding region runs from base 1 to 480 and encodes 159 amino acids. Gene Ontology annotation, molecular function: RNA-DNA hybrid ribonuclease activity; nucleic acid binding. Lineage: Eukaryota; Viridiplantae; Streptophyta; Magnoliopsida; Ericales; Ericaceae. The record is from RefSeq and is a predicted model, not a curated record. The transcript has a single exon.